Brassica oleracea var. oleracea is the source of this 449-nucleotide messenger RNA. RefSeq lists its product as uncharacterized. The record is from RefSeq and is a predicted model, not a curated record. NCBI's taxonomy places the organism in Eukaryota, Viridiplantae, Streptophyta, Magnoliopsida, Brassicales, Brassicaceae. The transcript has a single exon. Bases 86 to 292 code for a protein of 68 amino acids.
CCCUCUCCAACUUGAAGCUUAACACACAACAUUCAGUUCUGUUGUUUGCUAUCUCUCUUCAUCUAGUCUGACCUGUGGAGAAGCAAUGGCCAUCUUCUGUUUUCUUGUAGACCAAAGGAAGCAAGUCCGAGGGAGGAAGCCUGCGGCCGGUUUAUGCUCGAGGUGCGGAGGAGGAGCAGUGGUGGCUGACAUGAAAACCUCCACAAGAUUCUGCGGGGUUCCCUUUUACCGCAAAGCUUGGAAGGCCAUUGUCUGUCACUUCUGUGGAGCUGUGCUCAAAUCUUACCACUGAUAACUGAUGUACCAACCAUAUUUGUUAUUUUUUUUGUUUUUCUAAAUAAUUUGUUUGUUUUAAUGAAUCAAGCUACUUGCCAUUGUAUGUAGCUUGACUGCCUAGAGAGCCCCCUACUGUUUUGUUGUUAUUCAGCUAUUUUUCUAUAAGCUUUUGA